Molecule: messenger RNA, 3936 nt
Organism: Trifolium pratense (red clover)
Lineage: Eukaryota; Viridiplantae; Streptophyta; Magnoliopsida; Fabales; Fabaceae
Product: pentatricopeptide repeat-containing protein At2g17140
Exons: 2
Coding region: 220-2805 (861 amino acids)
Molecular function (GO): protein binding
Source: RefSeq, a predicted model, not a curated record
GUUAUUGAAGUUUCUACUCCGCAUUUAGUUCAUUUGUAGGGACUAAUCCAUCAAACCCGACAGAACUACAAUCGGCCGCAUUGGCGGCCGCAUUUAGUUCAUUUUAACGUUUUACUCAAAACCGUGGCUAUUAUUACUAUCCGCAUCUUCCUCUAGUUCUUGAACUACGAUCCUCAUUCCCUGUAAUCACUGCAUUUCAAUGAUAACAACCUCGAAAACAUGGAAGAAACAAGAAAACUACUGAAAACUAUUCAUCAAAACAGCAACAACCCCAAAUUAGCAUGGAAUCUCUUCAAACAAAUCUUCUCUUCACCUUCCUCUUCAACCCAUCAUCACCAUCUUGUUCCCACAAUCACACGCAUCCUUCUCAACGCAAACAUGCACCACGAAAUCGAAAACCUCCGCAAUCUCAUCACAUCAAACCACCCCAACAAUGCUCAUCAUUCCCUCCUUUCAAUUCUCCAUAUAUUAGCCCAAUCAAGAAACCAUAUUGAUUUCGCUUUUUCCCAUUUCAAAUCACUCAGAGCUCAUUUUCCAUCAACCCCUCUUUCUCUUCAACUCUACCAUCUCCUUCUCCGUUCAAGUCUUCAGCAUAACCGUCCACAUUUCGUUACUUCUUUAUACACUGACAUGAUUCAAGCAGGUGUUAAUCCGGAAACAUAUACGUUUAAUCUUUUGAUUCAGUCUUUAUGUGAAUCAAAUGCUCUUGAACAUGCACUCCAACUGUUUGAUAAAAUGUCUGAAAAGGGUUGUCAUCCGAAUGAGUUUACUGUUGGGAUUCUUGUUCGCGGGUUUUGUCGAGCUGGGAAAACUAAGCAGGCUUUGGAGUUUGUUGAUAAUAAGUUGUGUUUUAAUGUUAAUAGGGUUGUGUUUAACACUCUUGUGUCUAGCUUUUGUAAACAGGAUAUGAAUGAUGAAGCUGAGAAAUUAGUGGAGAAGAUGAGAGAGAAGGGUUUGUUUCCUGAUGUUGUUACUUUUAAUGCUAGGAUAUCUGCACUUUGUAAAGCUGGGAAGGUUUUCGAGGCGUCGAGGAUUUUUAGGGAUAUGCAGAUGGAUGGAGAAUUGGGACUUCCUAGGCCCAAUGUUGUUACUUUUAAUUUGAUGCUUAAGGGGUUUUGUCAGCAAGGGAUGAUGAAGGAAGCUAGGUCUUUGGUUGAAACCAUGAAGAAAGCUGGUAAUUUUGUUAAUUUGGAGAGUUAUAAUACAUGGUUGUUGGGUUUGCUUAGAAAUGGAAAGUUGUUGGAGGCUCGAUCGGUUCUUGAUGAAAUGGUGGAGAAUGGUAUUGAACCGAAUAUUUACUCGUAUAAUAUUGUGAUGGAUGGGCUUUGCAAGAACCAUAUGCUGUUGGAUGCCAGAAGGUUGAUGGAUUUGAUGGUGAAUAAUGGUGUUUACCCAGAUACUGUUACUUACACUACUCUUCUACAUGGCUAUUGUAGCAACGGGAAGGUUUUUGAAGCUAAAGCUGUUCUUAAUGAAAUGAUUAAGAAAGGUUGUCAUCCAAAUACUUAUACUUGCAACACGUUGCUGAAUAGCCUGUGGAAAGAGGGGAGAAAAUGCGAGGCCGAGGAAAUGCUGCAAAAGAUGAAUGAAAAAAGUUAUCAGUUAGAUAUUGUGACUUGCAAUAUUGUGGUCAAUGGUCUGUGUAGAAACGGAGAAUUGGAGAAAGCAAGUGACGUUGUAAGUGAGAUGUGGACUGAUGGAACAGAUUCCCUUGGUAAAGAAAACUCAGUUGCUGGCCUAGUUAAUUCAAUCCACAAUGUAUCAACCAGCAUGCCUGAUGUGAUCACUUAUACAACCUUAAUUAAUGGGCUUUGCAAGGCCGGAAGGCUAGAGGAAGCCAAAAAGAAAUUUAUUGAGAUGAUGUCGAAAAAUUUGCACCCUGAUUCUGUGACCUACGAUACCUUUGUAUUGAGUUUCUGUAAACAAGGGAAGAUAUCAUCGGCUUUACGUGUAUUGAAAGAUAUGGAGAGAAAUGGUUGCAGCAAGACCCUUCAAACUUACAAUUCAUUGAUCUUGGGGUUAGGAAGUAAAGGGCAGAUAUUUGAAAUGUACGGAUUGAUGGACGAGAUGAGAGAAAGAGGAAUAGGUCCAGAUGUUUGCACUUACAAUAAUAUGAUUAGUUGUCUUUGCGAAGGAGGGAAAACAAAGGAUGCCACUUCUCUUUUACAUGAAAUGUUGGAUAAGGGCGUAUCUCCCAAUGUAUCUUCCUUCAAAAUAUUGAUUAAAGCCUUCUGCAAAUCUGGAGAUUUUAAAGUAGCAUGUGAUCUUUUCGACGUAGCAUUGGGUGUAUGUGACCACAAAGAAGCCUUGUACAGUUUGAUGUUCAAUGAAUUACUUGCCGGGGGGAAACUCUCUGAUGCAAAGGAGCUAUUUGAAGUUUCGUUAGAUAGAUCUCUCUUAUCAAAGAAUUUCAUGUAUAAAGAUUUGAUUGACAAACUUUGCAAGGAUGAUAGGUUAGAUGAUGCCCACAGCCUUCUUCAGAAAUUGAUUGAUAAGGGAUAUGGUUUUGACCCUUCAUCAUUCAUACCCGUGAUUGAUGGCUUAAGUAAAAGGGGAAACAAACAACAAGCUGAUGAACUUGCAAGGAUAAUGGAAUUGGCUUUAGAAGAUAAGACUGAUCGAAAUGGAAACACCAUCUUUCGUCGAAAAUUACACAAGGAUGGUGGAAGUGAUUGGCAAGAUAUAAUUAACAGGGAUGUUGGUAGUGGAAUCGCUUUGAAAACUCUGAAGCGUGUAGAAAAAGGUUGGGGUCAAGAAAGUAUAUCGAGUUUACUGCCUCAAAAGAAUGAUUUUCUUGAUUACUAAGAUUUUCUUGAUAUGUAUAUCUUGGUUUGAGGUUGGAGAUAUUGAAGACCUCUUUGUAAGUAAAGCAAGUUUUCAUUUUUUAUCUAUCAUUCCUUUCAAUUUUAAGAUAAGCAACACAAAUAUUAAACUUUUCUCCAUCUUGUAUGGCAUAAUUGUGUGUACAGAAAAUUUGUUUGGUAAUUGUUUAGGAAUAUUAACACGGUCCGAAAGGAUUUAAUCUAAGAAAAGUAUUACACUCAAAUGAUUGGAAAUGAUAAUUGAACUAAAAUAUUCGAAGGAACCAUGUUAAUAUUCCAACUGCAUGUCUUUAUUAUUUUUUAUGGAUGAGAUAAUGCAAACAAUACGUUUAUUUAUAUUUCAUUUUCUACUAAUAUAGCAUCACAUUGGUGCCAUUGAAUAGACAAUAGCAUUAUUACCUAAAUCUAAAUGACCUUACUACCACUGAAAAAUAUGAUAAUAUGUAGGUACUAGGUAGUAGUACAAUCGAUACACUCCUGGUUCCUACCAAAUCUAAUUCACAAGAUCCUAAUUCAUAACUAAACAUUGGUUGAAAUAAGUUGGAACCACUGGCUUUGGGGAUUCUCCAAACAUGAAGAAUCAUAAUCAUCUAUGCAGAUGCAUUUUCUGGUCACUAUCUUGGAGGAAUCUGAAUCAAUUUCCAAGCACAAAUGGGAUCUGUUCCCAUCAGAGGUGGCCAAGUGAAGACCGGUCUUUGAAACAGAUCUCCAUGAACUUUGCUGCGACAAGCAAUGUUUUGAGAGAGUUGCAGGAAGCCCUUCGCCCUCUGCUUUUAGACACAGAGCAGAAUCCAUCAACCUUAUUGGAGAACCAUUUCCCUCAGAACUCCAUUGGCUAUGACUCUUACAAUCACCCAAUACAAGUUCAUUGUUGCUCUUGUUCACAUGAGCGCACUUACCGGUCAAUGGAUGGAACAUUAUAUGAGACUUCGAGAGGUUUGAACUUGGAUCUGCAUAUGUAAAUCAUAUAAACACUUUUUAGGCAUAAAUUAUGAUUGCAUUUGAAAAAUCUUAUUUACACUUAAGCUUAGCUUAUCAUAGAAUAUAAACACCUGUGAGAGUAUUUGUGACAGUUUAUGAAAAUAGUUUUUUACAUGUUCAUAUAUAGUGCAUA